CGGAGAGAGUGAGGAGGCUGCGUCUGGCUCCCGCUCUCACAGCCAUUGCAGUACAUUGAGCUCCAUAGAGACAGCGCCGGGGCAAGUGCGAGUCGGACGGGUACUGGGCGACUCUGUGCUCGCUGAGGAAAAAUAAUUAAACAUGGGCAAAGGAGAUCCUAAGAAGCCGAGAGGCAAAAUGUCAUCAUAUGCAUUCUUUGUGCAAACUUGCCGGGAGGAGCACAAGAAGAAGCACCCAGAUGCUUCAGUCAACUUCUCAGAGUUUUCUAAGAAGUGCUCAGAGAGGUGGAAGACCAUGUCUGCUAAAGAAAAGGGAAAAUUUGAAGACAUGGCAAAGGCUGACAAGGCCCGUUAUGAAAGAGAAAUGAAAACUUAUAUCCCUCCUAAAGGGGAAACAAAAAAGAAGUUCAAGGAUCCCAAUGCACCCAAGAGGCCUCCUUCGGCCUUUUUCUUAUUUUGUUCUGAGUAUCGCCCAAAAAUCAAAGGAGAGCAUCCCGGCCUAUCCAUUGGUGAUGUUGCAAAGAAGCUGGGAGAGAUGUGGAAUAACACUGCUGCAGAUGACAAGCAGCCUUAUGAGAAGAAGGCUGCUGAGCUGAAGGAAAAAUACGAAAAGGAUAUUGCUGCAUACCGAGCUAAAGGAAAGCCUGAUGCAGCAAAAAAGGGAGUUGUCAAGGCCGAAAAGAGCAAGAAAAAGAAGGAAGAGGAGGAGGACGAGGAAGAUGAAGAGGAUGAGGAAGAGGAGGAAGAUGAAGAAGAUGAAGAUGAAGAAGAAGAUGAUGAUGAUGAAUAAGUUGGUUCUAGCGCAGUUUUUUUUUCUUGUCUAUAAAGCAUUUAACCCCCCUGUACACAACUCACUCCUUUUAAAGAAAAAAAUUGAAAUGUAAGGCUGUGUAAGAUUUGUUUUUAAACUGUACAGUGUCUUUUUUUGUAUAGUUAACACACUACCGAAUGUGUCUUUAGAUAGCCCUGUCCUGGUGGUAUUUUCAAUAGCCACUAACCUUGCCUGGUACAGUAUGGGGGUUGUAAAUUGGCAUGGAAAUUUAAAGCCGGUCCUUGUUGGUGCACAGCACAAAUUAGUUAUAUAUGGGGAUGGUAGUUUUUCCAUCUUCAGUUGUCUCUGAUGCAGCUUAUACAAAAUAAUUGUUGUUCUGUUAACUGAAUACCACUCGGUAAUUGCAAAAAAAAUUGCAGCUGUUUUGUUGACAUUCUGAAUGCUUCUAAGUAAAUACAAUUUUUU
Messenger RNA from Rhinolophus ferrumequinum (greater horseshoe bat), 1237 nucleotides. RefSeq names its product high mobility group protein B1-like. Lineage: Eukaryota; Metazoa; Chordata; Mammalia; Chiroptera; Rhinolophidae. The transcript has a single exon. Gene Ontology annotation, biological process: regulation of transcription by RNA polymerase II. Gene Ontology annotation, molecular function: DNA binding, bending. The record is from RefSeq and is a predicted model, not a curated record. Bases 143 to 790 code for a protein of 215 amino acids. Gene Ontology annotation, cellular component: nucleus.